CCCAAGAUGAAAAGCCUAUUCCGUUGAACCCCGGUCUGAACCUAUUCACCCGGGGGUUUCGAGCCAAGUUUAUCUGCAUCAGGGCCACGCAUGAAGAACUCUUCUUCCACGACAAUGAACCACCAAGCACGUCAGAGGAACGGCCCAGAUCGAAGGGAACCAGCUAGACACGACGCGGGGACCCAGUUCGAGUUUGUAUUAGAGAAAGACCAGCCGGGUAUUCGCAGUCAUGCCAUGCGACAAUUUUGGAGGCAGAAACAGGCCAUCGCCAAAGAAGACCCAAGCGACGUAACUUCCACCGGCCGCCCUCUUUAUCCACGCACGUUAAUGCCCAACGAUGGCAUCCAAACCGACGGCCAGUUUGAGGGCCUGAAGGAAUUCCGGCAACAGAUGUCAGCUCUCCAACCAAAGGAUCACAGAGCAGGAUCAGCGAAUUCGCGCAAAGAUAAUGCGGAGACUUCAGGUAUCCCAGCCCAAAUCUUAUCUGGAAUUCGUCAUGCUCUAGAAUUUGUUAAUGGCGACCCGUUUCCUACUUUUCCGGUGACAUUGACGGCGCAACACCGCAAGUUGUUGUACCACUGGCUCAGUACGCAUACUAGUGGGAUAUCGACCGCCUCUCCUUAUGUAGCCUUCGAUCCCAUCAGAGAGGUUUGGCUACCAUUGGACUUGUCAAACAGCGCCUCGUUCAACGCAACCAUGGCGCAUGCUGCAGCCCAUUUGGCUUACCUUCACGGUGAGCUCGUCUCGCCCGAAGCUCUCCGAUAUAAAACCGAAGCCAUCAGUGUCAUCACAAAAUGGCUGGAUGAUCCUGAGCAAGCGCUUAGAAACGAGACCCUCGUUUCUGUAGUACGGCUUUUGAUGUUUGAGGUACGUGCCCGGGCCGAGUAUGGUGACUAUUACAUCUUAUAUGAUUCAAGGCGUAAGGGAUCAUUUGCUUUGUGAUUCUGUUGACCGUUCCCGCCAUGUGCAGAAAUACUGGGGAAUAGAUGGCCAGUGGGAAGUCCAUCGAGAUGGACUACAACGGCUGAUCAACGCAAAAGGCGGUCUUUCUGCAUUGCAAGGGGACUGGCGUGUGGAGCUCGUCGUGUUUUUUGCCUUGUUUAUUGCAGAUUCAUCACGCUGUGAGCCUUCCACACACGCAUGGGAGCUGUCAGAGCACUUCACCCCGACUGCCCUUCACCCAACCCUACAAUUAACGGUUGACCGGCACCGAUCACAGGUGGUAGAGAGCCUCCAGAUAUAUCCAGCUGUAUAUGAGGCGACCAUCCUGCUUUACAAUUCUUUUCACCAGGCUCCCGAGCCUGAGCUACUCGCGGAACCUUCGGGCGUGUUUAGGCAUCGGUUGAAGUGCCUGGUGUUCCUCGGUGUCAUUUUCCAGGAAUCAAUUUACUCCUCCAUAUCAGCAUUCGGCGGGGGUGUCAGCCUAGACCAUUCUUUCACCAACCAGUUAGCCGCGUUAGAUGAGUCACUAUCAAAGCACCACCAUCGGUGGGAAGGCAAAG
Messenger RNA from Aspergillus pseudotamarii, 1502 nucleotides. RefSeq lists its product as uncharacterized. Lineage: Eukaryota; Fungi; Ascomycota; Eurotiomycetes; Eurotiales; Aspergillaceae. The record is from RefSeq and is a predicted model, not a curated record. The transcript has 3 exons. Bases 91 to 942 code for a protein of 283 amino acids.